UGUGAUCUGACUGUUCAGAGCAGGUUCUGCUGCCCCCAGGCUGAUGCGCGUCCCGCCCAGCCAGCGCCUGGAAUGGAGUGAGUCUAUGAGCCCUCUCCGGAUCAGCGUUGGUGGCCUUCCCGUCCUAGCGUCCAUGACUAAGGCUGCUGACCCCCGCUUCCGACUGCGCUGGAAGGCCAUCCUGGUGUCCUCGCUCAGCGUUGCCUUGGGGCUGCUCCUGCUCUGCUUUCACCGCUCGGCCACGGGGAGACCGGCCCCAGCCAACGCCCACAACUGGCGGCUCAGCCCGCUGCCCGGGGACAGGUACAAUGACACCUACCCGCUGUCCCCGCCCCAGAGAAACUCGGAAGGGGUGCGCUACAGGAUCGGGGUCAUUGCCGACCUGGACACCAGCUCCAAGGGGCCACAGGAGCACACCUGGUUCAGUUACCUGAAGAAGGGCUACCUGACCCUGUCGGCCAGCGGGGACAGAGUGACGGUGGAGUGGGACCGGGCCGACAGCGUGCUGGAGUCCCAUCUGGCCGAGAAGGGGAGAGGCAUGGAGCUCUCUGAGCUGGUUGUCUUCAACGGGAAGCUGUAUGCAGUGGACGACCGGACGGGAGUGGUCUAUCUGAUCGAGGGCACCACAAUGGUCCCCUGGGUGAUCCUAUCGGAUGGGGAUGGCACCGUGGGCAAAGGCUUCAAAGCAGAGUGGCUGGCAGUGAAGGAUGAACACCUGUACGUGGGUGGCCUGGGGAAAGAGUGGACCACGACCACCGGGGAGGUGAUGAAUGAGAACCCCGAGUGGGUGAAGGUGGUCGGCUCCAAGGGGGACGUGGGCCAUGAGAACUGGGUGUCCAACUACAACGCACUGAGGUCAGCGGCUGGCAUCAGGCUCCCAGGUUACCUGAUCCAUGAGUCGGCCGCCUGGAGCGAGACGCUGCAGCGCUGGUUCUUCCUGCCGCGCCGGGCCAGCCAGGAGCGCUACGACGAGAAGGCCGACGAGCACCGGGGUACCAACCUGCUGCUGCGGGCCACGCAGGACUUCAGCGACAUCGCCGUCAGCCACGUGGGGGCUGCCGUCCCGACCCACGGCUUCUCCUCCUUCAAAUUCAUCCCCGACACUGACGACCAGCUCAUCGUGGCCCUGAAAUCGGAGGAGGACGAUGGCAAGAUUGCCACCUACAUCAUGGCCUUCACGCUGGACGGGCGCUUCCUGCUGCCGGAGACCAGGAUCGGGGCCGUGAAAUACGAAGGGAUUGAGUUUAUUUAACAGGGACUCUGUCCUGGGCUCGAGAGACAGGGGCAGGGACGCCCCGGGGUCGGGCGUGGGGCUUUGCCUGAGCGUUGUCACCACUGGGGGGCGCACUGCUCCCGAGCUGGGCAGGGCAGCCGGCCUGGAUCGGCUCCGGGGAGGGGUCCCAGGCUCCUGCAGUUACCAUGCUGGUGAGUUGCUGCAGCACACGUGGCUUGAAUGGCUGCGCCCCAGCACCUGGUGGUGAAAGGCCACCGCUGCAAGCUUCCACGUGGCCCUCUGCAGGGCUGCAAGCCCUUGUCCUGCACCCCAGGGCCCUUCCUGGGCUGCCCCGCUGGGCGCUGGCAGGGGAGGUCCCCAGGGGGCUUCGCGAAGCUGUGAGGUAGCUGCUUGGGGAGCGUUUCCUUUCCUGCCCAGCCAGGUCAGUGGCAUUGCUCAGCAUCUCUGAGCCUGGCCCAUGGUUGUCUGCCCCUCCCACAGGCAGGGCCUGCACCUGCUACGUUGCCCUGGAGUUUCCCUGCAGCACAGAGUUGCAGCAGCUCGUGCCAACAGGGCCGUGCCCAGUAGGCUGGUGUGUAGCAACCAGCCCCCAGAUGCUGCUCUUCUGCCUGUAUGGCUGCAGCACGGCCUGGAAAGAGCCCGCGGAACAGCCGGGGCAGGUGCACAGGGCCCGGCUGGGUUGGAAGGGAGCCAUGCUACAGCCCGGGUCGUUUAACGGAUUAAAUUAACCAAAGUGAAAUGUUCCCGAA
This is a messenger RNA of Caretta caretta (loggerhead turtle), 1983 nucleotides long. RefSeq names its product calcium activated nucleotidase 1 (gene CANT1). Lineage: Eukaryota; Metazoa; Chordata; Testudines; Cheloniidae. Gene Ontology annotation, biological process: proteoglycan biosynthetic process. Gene Ontology annotation, molecular function: GDP phosphatase activity; UDP phosphatase activity; calcium ion binding. The record is from RefSeq and is a predicted model, not a curated record.